AGGUCACACAAGACACAGUGUUGUCUCUGUUGCUUUGUGGUUAUUAGCAGGCCUGUAAGUGUGCUUGCUAUGCAUCUCAUAGAACUAGAUCAAGAGUGCUUGCUACACCUUUUUUCAUACCUAGACAAGGAUAGUCGGCGCAGCCUAUCCUUAACGUGUGUACGACUAAGACAGGUCUUCCUAGACCCUCAACUGUGGACACUACUUCACUUUUGGUCUCCAUGCGAGCUGAGGAGAGACAACUUUGUUGUGGGAUCUUCGCUAAGAUACCUCGCUGUAUGCUGGCACUCAAGCAGGGUCAAAGUGUGCAACAUUGAGCACUGGAUGAAAACUACAUUCCAAAAGGAUCUCUGUAGCAAGCAUGAGAGCUUUGUCAGUGACUUCCUGGAGCAUGUUUGCAACAUGUGUCCAAAUCUGAUCUCACUGACUCUGUCUGGAUGUGGGCACAUAAUGGACAACAAUGUCAUCAAAGUGCUACAAAGCUGCAGAAGGCUACGUAGCCUGAGUCUAGAAAACUGUGCUCGGAUAACAGACUCUGUACUCAAGGCUGCGGUGGAGCAUGGCCACAAUCUCACAGAGGUGAGAGUGGACUUUUGCCGCAAUGUGACCCAGGCAGGGUUGCAGGAGCUAAAAAACAAGAGACCAGAAGUACUUCUGAGUGCAUUACACAGUGCGGAUAUGAUUCCAGAUUGCAAGCCUGAGGAGAAAACACAUAUCAAGAGAGCUCUGCAGAAGUUCUUGAUCUUCUCUUGACUGACCGUUGUGACCUUAUGUCAAGAUGAUAUUUAUUUUCUAAUUCUAUUAUAAAUGUUUUUUUUCACCAAUUUUUUGAUUCCUUAUUUUAUGACAUGCUAAUUUUAUUGCUAACAUUUUAUAUUUUAUUAGUUCCCUCUUUUCACCCACCCUCUUUUGUACCUUCACUUUCAUAGAUUGUUUAUUCGUUUGUUUGUCCAUUUGACUGCAUAAAAUGACUCACUAGUAAAGUGCAAACUAAGUAUUUGAUUGUGCUAACAGGGCAUUUACCCAAUCCACAUGUUUUAGUGAAAUCUAGUGUUUCAAUAAUAAAACUUUA
Molecule: messenger RNA, 1072 nt
Organism: Danio rerio (zebrafish)
Lineage: Eukaryota; Metazoa; Chordata; Actinopteri; Cypriniformes; Danionidae
Gene: fbxl22
Product: F-box and leucine-rich repeat protein 22
Source: RefSeq, marked provisional